Molecule: messenger RNA, 1809 nt
Organism: Morus notabilis
Lineage: Eukaryota; Viridiplantae; Streptophyta; Magnoliopsida; Rosales; Moraceae
Product: LRR receptor-like serine/threonine-protein kinase FLS2
Exons: 1
Coding region: 401-1681 (426 amino acids)
Molecular function (GO): protein binding
Source: RefSeq, a predicted model, not a curated record
AGUCCCCAAGUACCAUUACAUACCGCCAAAUAUGGAUGAUUUAUACUAAGCCUUAAUGAAAAAUAAAUAAAUAAAUAAAACUUCUGACAUUUUGCCCGUGAAGCCAUUCACAAAAAAGAGCUCUGUAGUCUGAGAGGUAAAAAGCAACAGAGAAGAGCCACUCAAUAAGCCAUAAUAUUCAUCUCCUGCCACCCCUCUUACUCAUUGUCCUGUUUCUCUCUCUCUCUCUCUCUCUCCUCCAUACCAUGGAGAUUCACUCUCUGAUUUCAUUUCACCAAAACCAACGGUCCUGAUUAACUGGGGUGUCCUCUUCUUCAUCUUUAUUCCCCCAUUUCUCUGCUAAGCUAAGCAAAUCCCAAGUUCCAUAAACAAACACAAUCCUUUUUUCUUUUCUUCCCAAAUGGGUGCACAAAAUCUCUCUGUAUUUCCACUUGUUCUAGCAAUUACAUUCACAUUGUUCUCGCUCAGAGGAGAAUCAAAGACAAAUUGGGGAGAUAUCCAAGUCUUGAAAGAGUUCAAAAACGAGUUGGAUCCCGACUCAGUGAGUCCGGGGUCGUGCGUAAGCUCAUGGGACUUCAAACUCGACCCAUGCGACAACCUCUUCAGCGACAAGUUCACGUGCGGGUUCAGGUGCGACUCAGUGGACGAGUCAGGAGCGAGUCGACUCACCGAACUCGCCCUCGACCAGGCUGGUUACUCAGGCUCACUCGCUUCCCUCUCCUUCAACCUCCCUUAUCUCGAAACCCUAGACCUUUCCAACAACUUCUUCUCCGGCCCAAUCCCCGACUCGCUCUCGAACCUGACUCGGCUCCGGCGACUCGCUCUUUCCGGCAACUCAUUCUCCGGCCAGAUUCCGGCGACCGCCAUUAAAGCUCUAUCGAGUUUGGAAGAGCUCUUCCUGGAUAACAACCGGUUGGAGGGCGAAAUUCCGGGGAGUCUGAGAGGUUUGAGUAGCUUGAAAAGGCUUGAGCUUCAGUCGAAUAGUUUCUCCGGCGAGUUUCCCGAUCUGGGUUCUCUUCAAAACCUCUACUUCUUGGACGCGAGCAACAACUUCAUCUCCGGCGAAAUCCCGGAGAAUCUCCCGCCCUCUCUAGUCGAAAUCUCGCUCCGAAACAACAGCGUGGGAGGGAAAAUCCCGGAGGGUAUAAAACGACUGUCGUUUUUGCAGGUGAUGGAUCUGAGUCACAACCGACUCGGUGACUCGGUCCCUUCGUUUCUGUUCACUCACCAGUCUCUGCAACAACUGAGUCUCUCCUCGAACAGAUUCUCGUCCGUACAUCCGCCGUAUUUCCGCGGCGUUGUCGUCGAGAGCCAGCUCAUAGCUUUGGACCUAAAGGACAACGAAAUCGGCGGGUUUUUGCCGUCGUUUUUCGCCCUUAUGCCGAAGCUCUCGGCGUUGUCUUUGGAGAACAACAAGUUCACGGGGAUGAUCCCGACGCAAUACGCCGUUAAAACGGUUUUUCCCAGUUGGGGAGUUUCCCCGUUCUCGAGGCUGUUGUUGGGCCGGAAUUACUUGCUUGGGCCCAUACCCGGCCCGUUAUUGCAGCUCAAACCCGGUUCGGCCCAUGUUGAGCUCACCGGUAACUGCCUGUUCCGGUGUCCCGAGAUUUUCUUCUUCUGCCAAGGCGGUGAGCAGAAAUCUUUAUCCGAGUGUAAAGCCUUUGGACCUAUAAUUCCUUGAAAAAAAAAAAAAAAAAAAAGAUAAUAUUUCUUUUUGUUUUUUUUUUCCCCCCGUCUUUUUGUAUGUUUGUUGCGGUCAAUGUGGAACUAAGUUUGUUUUAUAUUUAGUAAAGAAGAUCUUUUGUUGGA